This is a messenger RNA of Mya arenaria, 3222 nucleotides long. Its product is annotated as TNF receptor-associated factor 4-like. Gene Ontology annotation, biological process: regulation of apoptotic process; regulation of canonical NF-kappaB signal transduction; positive regulation of JNK cascade. Bases 832 to 2169 code for a protein of 445 amino acids. The record is from RefSeq and is a predicted model, not a curated record. Lineage: Eukaryota; Metazoa; Mollusca; Bivalvia; Myida; Myidae. Gene Ontology annotation, cellular component: plasma membrane signaling receptor complex. The transcript is spliced from 6 exons. Gene Ontology annotation, molecular function: zinc ion binding; protein binding.
UCUCCUAUGAUAUUUCUGACACAAUUUUUUCCAGGCAAGAAAUGUUUUUGAUCUUUCAACCAUGAAAAUGAGCAGAAAAAAGAUGAUGAUUAGUUUCAUAUUCACAAUUAGCUUGAAAUGAAUCUGUACUGCAUGUAAUUUUAAUUACUCUGUGGUUUUAAGCGGGAUUUUACAACCGUUAAGCUGGAAAACUUGUGAUUUUCAUAGUUAAUAAGCCGACUUAAUUGCAAGCUCUUGUAGACAGAAUAAGACAUAAAAACAUCUGCUGGAAAUCUUGGUGGAUUAAUUAAUAGUGGCUGCUUUUGAUGCUUGAUUAUGAAAAAUAGAUGUAUUGAAAGAUAUACAUGGGUUGUGUUUCAUGUGUUAAUAUGAAUGAUAAAUAAUACAUGUGGCUAAUGUAUUCAGGAUUUGAUAAGCAAACCAAAGUAGCCUGGAAUAGAAUAUAGAUUUUUUGUGGGUGAAACAGCAAGAAAGAGAAACUGUUAUUUUUAUCGUCAAAGUGAAAAAUUUGUUAAUCAUUCAUUUGAAUUGGUGUAGAGGUAUUUAAGACUCAGUGAAAAAGGCUGGAUGCUGUGCUCUCUUAUUCUAAAACGUUUUGAGAUUCUGGAAUGUUUAUUGUUUGAAGGGACAAUCUAUUUAAUUGCAAUAAUGCUAAAUAACCUUGUUAUAUCAGUGUCAGAGAAGUAAGUAAAAUACAGAAAAUUGUAAAAGAACACAUAAACAACAAUCAGUGGAAUAAUGGCUCUUUUAAGUGAAUACAGUUUGAACUUCAGACUCAGAAUUGGUUGAAUAUCUGACUACCAAUUACUUUCAUACAUUGUGUAUUUCACAAUGAGCUCAAGCGCUCGUGCGAGCCCUCGAAUGAGCUCAAGAAACUCAAGCCGAAAGGCUAGUACCACCAGUCUGGCAACACCAAAUGGAUCAUAUAGAUUUGCUCCAAAUUCCUCCACUGAUUCAGCUGUUCAACUCUGGAUCUACCCUGAUUCUGAUCUACAGGCGGAAGUGAUGAACAGCCACGUGCGCUGUAAAUAUUACAAGGAGGGGUGUCGAUGGGUGGACAAACUUCAUAACCUACAGGCGCAUCUUGAUGUUUGUCGGUAUGACACAGUCCCCUGCCCAAACCAGUGCUCAGACGUCCUAUCGCGCCUCUCAUUGGACGAUCAUCUUGAGUUUAGCUGCCUGAAGAGGAUCGUCAUCUGUGAAUUCUGCAACCAAGAGUUUCCUGGGGAUGCUUUUGACAUGCAUGUUGGAAACUGCCAGUACGAGGUCGUGUGGUGCGAGAACAAGUGUGGCGCCAAGUUGGAGCGGCGAUAUCUCAACAACCACAUGCGCAACGAGUGCCACAAACGCACCAUCAAGUGCCCCUACUGCUCCAAGGAGUUUGUCUAUGAAACGCUACAGACCCACCAGUACCAGUGCCCAAGAUACCCGGUUCCAUGCCCAAAUAGGUGUGACCCUACCAAAAUCCCACGGGAGGAGAUGGACAUUCACGUACAGGAACUGUGUCCCUCAGCAACGGUCUCGUGCCAGUUUAAACAUGCUGGGUGCACACACAAGUCUCCACGAUACAGUAUGGAUCGCCAUAUUGACGAGAACACAAAAAGUCACCUUCAAUUGAUGUGCGAACUCGUACAGAAACAACAGUCGCAAAUCACUCAACUGUGUAAUGCUCUGUAUUCUGUAACCCAGGUUACGGAUGGAACUUUCAUCUGGAAAAUCACAGACUAUAAACAGAAAUUCAUUGAAUCCAUCUACAAAAACACUGAGAUCGUCAGUGAGCCGUUUUAUUCUACAAGAUUUGGUUACAAAAUGGCUGCCUCUGUGUUUUUGAAUGGGAAUGGUUCUGGUGAGGGAAAAUACUUGUCAGUGUACAUUAAAAUCCUCCAGGGAGAAUAUGACAACAUUUUGGAGUGGCCUUUCCUGUUGCCCAUUUCGUUCACUGUUUUCGACCAAAAUUCAGAUUCGGAAAAACGAGCAAAUAUCACUGAAAGUUUUGUCCCGGAUCCUACAUGGAAACAUUUCCAAAAACCGGUGAAAGAUGUGGAUCAGCUGGGUUUCGGGUAUCCGAAGUUUGUGUCGAACGAGGUCAUGAAAACAAGAGACUACAUUAAAGGAGACUCGAUUAUUCUCAGAGUAAAGGUGGACAACUCUCAUAGCUUCAUCGAGUGAAGUUGUUCAGUUACCUUCCUUGACAUUUUUCAUUAAAAUGUUUUAUUCUAUUGAGGGGGACAACUCUUAUAGCUCAAUGUAAUUGAGUAAGUUGGUUACCUCCCUUUAAAAAUGUGCUAAGGUGAUUCUGGAAUAUUUUCUGAUAGAACUAGAUCUGACUCAGUUUCAGAAUUUUCUUUAGAAUUGAGAAAAUUCUGAAGGAAAGCGUUAAGCAGCAUUAACUUCAGUUCUAACUUACAUAUCACCUAAUUAGCGUUUGUUGUUAGUGCUUGCUAUGAAGGAAUAUGCAGGGGCAUGCAUAUAGUUUUAUCACAAAACAUAGACCUUUGAAUGAGAAAGCAAAUGUUAUGUUACAGUGAUAUUAAGUUUUUGUUCAGAUGAUGAUAUUUUAAACAAUGGAUGUUAAGUGUAUAUAGCAGGAUUAUUCAAAUGAGGGUAGCACCUCUGGUUUUAUUAUUUAUGUGCAAUAUUUGAUAUAUUUUUUGUUCAAUUUUGUUUUGUUUCUUGCUCUGAAUGUGGUUUGAUGUUUUGAAAAGCCAAUUAUUGAAUAAGUGCGCUAUGUACCAAAAAUGUACAUGAUUUCAUUUGGGCACAUUUUGUUGUCUAUUCAUGAAAUUAUGAGCAAUAUUUAUAAAAAUGGUAUACAAUUACUGUAACACAGCGUAUUCAACCAUUCAAUUAACCUAGAAAGUGAUUAUGUUUUGUGUAAUAUAUAAUGUUUAUCAUUGUUUGAUAAUACAAUGGACCAUUUUAUCACCUCUGACUAGCAACCACAGGCAAGUACCGGGUAAGUGACCAGUUAUGUUAAGUAUUAUUUCACACAAACAAGAAAUGAAAAAAAAAAUACAGUAUUUGGCAUUUUGAAGGUUUUACAAUAAUAAUAACAAGUAAAUUAACAUUUAUAAUGUGCUUUUUUCAAGAAAUUUCAAAAUAGCAAUAAUCUAGUCAGUCAUUCAGUUGAUGUAUGCAAGUUGCGUUUGAUUAUAAAUGAGUUCAUGUGUAUCUUGUAUUUUCAAUGUCUUCGAAAUAAAGAUUAUAAAUUAAUCUCUUGAU